Messenger RNA from Penicillium verhagenii, 1872 nucleotides. RefSeq names its product mitogen-activated protein kinase kinase PBS2 (gene pbs2). NCBI's taxonomy places the organism in Eukaryota, Fungi, Ascomycota, Eurotiomycetes, Eurotiales, Aspergillaceae. The record is from RefSeq and is a predicted model, not a curated record. The transcript has 2 exons. Bases 1 to 1872 code for a protein of 623 amino acids. Gene Ontology annotation, molecular function: ATP binding; MAP kinase kinase activity. Gene Ontology annotation, biological process: protein phosphorylation; cellular hyperosmotic response; MAPK cascade.
AUGGCCGAACGCGAUUUCGCCCUGGAGAACCUUCCAGCCGAUGACCAGCUCAAUAGAGAUUCCGGAAGCGCUUCCCCCGUAUCCCCCGCACCCCCCGGAAUAUCGCCUGCCCAUAACGCAUCCGCUCCAUCCCUCCUUUCCCCUCAAGAUUCCAAUCCGGCCAUGUCCGCGCCUCCGUCAGCGUCCUUGGCUCAGAUCAACGCCGCACGUCGCGGUGCCGGAGCCUCACCACACCCGCAGUCCUCCAUACUUGCUAAAGGAAAUGGAGGUUUGAAUCAGGAUAUCAUGGCCAAGAUGAAGGCUUUCUCUCUUUCCCGACAAGGUGUUCCAUUGCCGCAUGUCGCAUCCACUGGCCAGAUCCCCACAUCCAACGAUGUUGGUGCGGGCGGCGCUUUAGCUGGACGGCUUCCACCCGGUGCACGACCCAGUCAAAAUCACUGGACCUCUUCGCCUGCUGUUCCGUCACUUUCGAGCCCCUCGUCCUCCCCCAAGCCUAGCGGGUUAGCUGCCAAGCGGAUGAAGCCUGGUCUCAAGCUGUCCGACGUGACCGGUGGACAGACCCCAUCAAAUGGAACAGAUACUAAGCCGCAAAAGGAGAAUGGAGGUGAAUCGGCUUUCAGCAAAUACGCCGAGUUUAUCGAUACCAAGUCCGGAACCUUGAAUUUCAAGAACAAGGCCAUCCUUCAUGGUGGUGGUGUGGAGUUCUCCUCUGGCCACAGUUUCAAGAUCUCCUUGGAUGAGGUCGAUCGUCUGGACGAGUUGGGCAAGGGAAACUAUGGCACUGUGUACAAGGUCCGACACAGCCGACCUCACCUUCGAAAACCGGGUCUGGGUGUGAGUGGAAUUGUCAGCCGGUCAGCUGUCUCUGAAGAUGCCGACCAAGCUGGCCACGAUAAUCUCUCCGGUGUGAUCAUGGCCAUGAAGGAAAUUCGACUUGAGCUGGAUGAGGCCAAAUUCGCUCAGAUUAUUAUGGAACUGGAUAUCCUGCACCGAUGCGUCUCCCCCUUCAUUAUCGAUUUCUACGGCGCGUUCUUCCAAGAAGGCGCUGUGUACAUGUGUGUUGAGUAUAUGGAUGGCGGUUCAAUUGACAAGAUCUACGAGGGCGGUCUUCCGGAGAACGUCUUGCGAAAGAUGACUUUGUCUACCAUUAUGGGAUUAAAGUCGCUUAAGGAUGAGCACAACAUCAUUCACCGCGAUGUGAAGCCGACAAACAUCCUGGUCAACAGCAGGGGUCAGAUCAAAAUUUGUGACUUUGGUGUGAGUGGAAACUUGGUUGCCAGUAUCGCCAAAACCAACAUCGGCUGUCAAAGUUACAUGGCACCAGAGCGUAUUGCAAGUGGUGGUAUGCAGCAAUCGGGAACGACCAGCGUUGGAACAUAUAGUGUACAAAGCGAUGUUUGGAGUUUGGGAUUGUCGAUCAUCGAGUGUGCCAUGGGCCGAUACCCUUACCCGCCAGAGACAUUCACCAACAUUUUCAGCCAGCUACACGCAAUUGUUCAUGGCGAUCCUCCGGGUCUUCCUGCGGAUGGUUAUUCCGAAGAGGCUCAUGCAUUUGUUCGAGCUUGUCUAGAUAAGAACCCGAAGAACCGACCAACUUACAACAUGCUGCUUCGCCACGCUUGGCUGCAGCCCCUCAUGCAACCCCCUACCGAGGCCGAGAACGAGGCCGUUGCCGAAGCCGAAGCAUCGGCAUCUGAUGAGGGUCUUCCUUCAUCCGUCACGGAAGACAAAGAAGUCGCCGACUGGGUACAAAGGCAACUCGACAUGAAGGCGAACGGUCUUCUCCCUACCACUGAAAAGCCUGCUCUGCAUACCGUGGCUUUGGAUAAAGUAGCCACCAGCCCUGUCAACGAUGACGAAACCACCCCUUGA